UCGUGUGAUGAGAUAGUUAGAGCCGUCAAAAAACUUAAACGAAACAAAAGUGGAGGAUUAGAACAAAUUAAUAGUGAAUUUUUCAUUGAAACUAUCGAUCUCCUCUUGCCUUAUUUAACAACCAUCUUCCAUCAAAUUUAUGACAAUGGUAUCUACCCAUCCAGUUGGCACGACUGCCUCCUUGUACCUGUUCCGAAAAAGGGGAACCUGCAUAUACCAGACAACUAUAGAGGUAUCUCAAUUUGGGUUCAGGGAAAAUAG
Lottia gigantea (owl limpet) is the source of this 261-nucleotide messenger RNA. RefSeq lists its product as hypothetical. NCBI's taxonomy places the organism in Eukaryota, Metazoa, Mollusca, Gastropoda, Lottiidae. The record is from RefSeq and is a predicted model, not a curated record. The annotation marks the transcript as partial. The transcript has a single exon.